GUACGAGGGAUGCACUGGAUGGCUAUUGUCUGUAGCUUUACGCAAAAACGAGAAGUGUCCUUUUAAAAUAUGUUACAAGCUGAUCUUUACAUAAGACAACAUCUAUAGAUUUUUUAAGUUAAACCAUUGGUGUAAUACUGGUUUUGAUUUGAUAAAAUUAACUCAAUUUCCGACAAUUCAUUCAUUAGAGUCAAAUCUCUGUAAAGCUCUGUUGACAAGGAACCCACUGGUUCCACUGCCUUCUCCCAGCCUGAAAAUGAGUGAGCCUACUGCUACAGAACCCCCUAGCGAUGUGACCCCCAUUGUUACUACUGGUGUUACCACUGAAGGUGUAGAUCAACCUUCUACUGAUGCAAACGAGCCCCCCAAGGAAGAGGUCAAGUUGGCAGCAAUAGCAGGGAAGAAACAGACCAAGAAGAAGGUGGAGGAGGUGGUAGAGGAAGAGGAGGAGGAAUAUGUGGUGGAGAAGGUACUGGACCGACGGGUGGUAAAGGGACGCGUGGAGUUUCUGCUCAAAUGGAAAGGCUUCUCCGAUGAGGACAAUACAUGGGAACCGCAGGACAACCUGGAUUGCCCUGACCUGAUUGCGGAGUACAUGCAGAAUCAUCAUAACAAAAAAGAAAGUUGCAAGAAAGAGUCUGGUGGCAAGAGGAAAGCUGGCGAGUCUGACACGGAGGCAGGGGUUGAAGAAGGCAGGCCCAAGAAGAGGAAAGAUGAGGCAGAGAAGCCCAGAGGCUUUGCUCGUGGUCUUGACCCCGAACGGAUCAUUGGAGCCACGGACUCCAGUGGAGAGCUGAUGUUCCUCAUGAAAUGGAAGAACAGUGAUGAGGCUGACCUGGUGCCGGCCAAGGAGGCCAACAUUAAAUGUCCACAGGUGGUCAUCUCCUUCUAUGAGGAGCGUCUGACAUGGCACUCCUACCCCACCGAGGAGGAAGAGAAGAAGGAUGAUAAGAACUAGCCACAGGUCCAGGAUGAACGGGAAGGGGGUACAGAGGGUAGGGUUUACAGUGGAGGGUGUCGGAUAGAGAAGCUGAUUUGUUUCAAAACCUUUCUGCAAACCCGGACUGUUACAACUAAAACAGAGGUUGACAGAUGGGUAGGGAUGAUAAGACUUGGCAAGGAGGUGGGUUGGGGGGGGCAUGGGUAAAUACAACUCCUAAGUCUCAAGAUCACUUUAUCAGGCCUCACUUUUGGGUCUCAUCAGCUAAAAUCAUGGGAUAAGUAGUUUUCAGUCCCUGAGCACUGAAUUUGCUUCAAAAUCACCAGCUCCUCAUACUGUAGUUUCGCCUCUGAAAAGCUUUUGUCAAGAUACACUUUUGAGUUAGCGAGGUAUCACUACAGCAGCUGAGUUUACAAAAUGGAAUGGUCAGAUUCCAAAACACGACCCAGCUAAAGUUCUCAGCUAAUUCAAUUGAAAUAGCCAAUCUUAAUUUCCAUUUUUUUUGCGUGAAAUGUUGAAGUUGAUUUCUUGUCAGAACAUUAUCUUGUACCUACACAUCCCUCAUUGAGCAACUCGCAGUGCUUUUUGUUUG
Molecule: messenger RNA, 1532 nt
Organism: Oncorhynchus nerka (sockeye salmon)
Lineage: Eukaryota; Metazoa; Chordata; Actinopteri; Salmoniformes; Salmonidae
Product: chromobox protein homolog 1-like
Exons: 6
Coding region: 257-958 (233 amino acids)
Biological process (GO): chromatin organization; negative regulation of transcription by RNA polymerase II
Cellular component (GO): pericentric heterochromatin; nucleus
Molecular function (GO): chromatin binding
Source: RefSeq, a predicted model, not a curated record